UCGCCAUUUAUGGUACCUCUCUUAUUGUAUUCCACGUCACUUCUGAAUUCUGUUGUGUCCAAAGGAACUCAAGAAGGCUUAUUGAAGCAUGGAGAAACGCUCCUUGAACAUAGGAACCAUUUUUUGCACAGCCUUCUGCUGCUUCGCUUUUUGGCACCUUCUACGGAAACUGCCACAUAGGAAGCCGACCACCGUGCCAGAUUCUGGAAAGCUACAACGUGGAAUAACCAUCUAUGUGGUCACGCCGACGUACUACCGAGCUCUCCAAAUUCCGGAACUCGUUCGCCUCUCGCAGACCUUGAUCCUCGUGGAAAAUUUGCACUGGGUCGUCGUGGAAGACUCGUAUUCUUUACGUCCAAAGGUGGCGCAAGUACUAGAAGAGAGCGGCUUGUCUUUCACUCACCUCGUGGGUCCCAAACCGACAGAGUACAGCAGAGUGUGGAAAUACGGCCGUGGGGUCUCCAACCGCCUCCGUGCUCUGGAGUGGAUAAGACAGAACGCCUCACUGCCGGGCGUACUCUAUUUCGCUGACGACGAUAAUGCCUACGACGUUCGGCUGUUCGAAGAGAUUCGCAAGACACGGAGGGUGUCUGUGUUUCCAGUUGGCUUGAUGGCCAACAUGGGCGUCAGCACGCCAAUUGUCUACAUGGGCAAAGUGGUUGGUUUCCACGACCCUUCUGCGGGCCGAGUCUUCAUGGUGGACAUGGCGGGAUUCGCUGUCAACUUAGCAGUCCUGAUGGGUGUCCAUCCUGUCAUGAACUACACGGCUGGCCUACUGGAAGAGACCUUUCUCCAGAGCCUCAAGAUUACAGUCGAGGACCUGGAACCUUUGGCAAACAAUUGCACCGAGGUUCUGGUAUGGCACACGCAGACGCUCAACCCCUUGCUGGGCAAUACAUCACGCUCCAUACCCGUGAACCAAUAUCCAAACUCAAACCUCAACGAGCUAGCAAAAGCACUGUCAUAUUGAAUAUUACCGGCCGCCACUGAACCAAUAAUAACAAUUUUCU
Molecule: messenger RNA, 1010 nt
Organism: Ornithodoros turicata
Lineage: Eukaryota; Metazoa; Arthropoda; Arachnida; Ixodida; Argasidae
Product: galactosylgalactosylxylosylprotein 3-beta-glucuronosyltransferase S-like
Exons: 5
Coding region: 89-970 (293 amino acids)
Biological process (GO): carbohydrate metabolic process; chondroitin sulfate proteoglycan biosynthetic process
Cellular component (GO): Golgi membrane
Molecular function (GO): galactosylgalactosylxylosylprotein 3-beta-glucuronosyltransferase activity
Source: RefSeq, a predicted model, not a curated record